AUGCCAAAUCCGUCAGUUAAGAAAUGUCACGUGUUGCUGUUCUCUGCCCUAGUGGCCAUCAAUGUUUCAGUCAUAAUGUAUUUCUACUGGAUAAACCAAGAACAAAAGCCAAUGGUUAUGGUGGCCCGACGUUACGAUUCCGCAAUUGAAGCACCAGUGACGCUGUUUAUGAGGAUGACUGGAUUACACAUCAAGCGAUUUUACUGUGACUUCCUCAGGACAGCCGUAUUGUUUUGGCCUGCUUCGUAUGGAAAACUCGUCCUGGUAUUCGACCAGGAAUCGCUGCUGGAUCACAAACUAGUAAAAAUCAUACAGAGACACUUUGAUCAAUUCUUCCCAGAUCGCAAACUUGAAAUACUCUACGAGCCUCUUCCGAUGAACCAUGAAACGCUCUUGGAGCGUCCUUGGCGCGGGUCAGGCUAUAAUCGUCAAAUUUGGAGCAGCUUUUUUAAUGAUUUAUACACGAACGACCCAGUCAUUGCAUGGGUGGAUUCUGACAGUGCAUUUUGCACCUCGGUGACGAGAAAUUCCAUGUACAACGGUACACGAUUGAGAGUGGUUGGAACUGAUUGCCCAGCAGUGCGCAAUAGAAUUUCCCUCAAGAACACGGAGAUCUUCAUUGGCCUACCGGCUGUAGCCGACUUCAUGCUGCAUUUUCCAAUAUACAUAUAUCGUGAUACGUUUGCUAACUGUAGGGAAUACUUACUGCGGAGAUAUAAAGCACGCAACUUUGAGGAGGUCUACAGGAAUAUUAGUGCUUACGGUCCUAUUUUCCCCGUUACGAUUGUUCUCAACUACGCAUGGCACUUCGAGAGAGACCGCUACGACUGGAGUCUCAAGAUUUGCUCCGCACCUCUCGAUGAAUACAACAAACGCUUUCAGCCUAGCGCGACUAUCAGGCCCUACGACAUACAACCUGUCAUGGCAGCCCCUCAAGCAAGCGUUCAUACUCCUAAUCCUGGGACAGCGUAUCGUUCGGCUCAGUUAAUUCUAGCCAGUUACUGUUUGUCGCACAAAGCGGCAGGACACAAUCUAACAUUUUGCACAGGCAAACGCGACCUUCCUCUGAGCAAUAACCUUAUUCUUUUGAAAUAUGCAAGAGCACCGGUAACGUGCAAUGGGAGCUUGACAUUCACUUGUCUGGAUGUUCUGCAGCGUCAUCACAAUCUAGUGGGCUCUGAGAUUCUAGAAAACAAGCGAAGGUUGGAAUGGAGCGACUUGGAAAUUGUUGAAAAACUUGUGAAGGAAAUGAACGCUACGUGUCCUGUUCUUUACAACGGGAGCCCUAGGGGGAGAAUUCCUAUUGUAUAA
This is a messenger RNA of Paramuricea clavata, 1311 nucleotides long. Lineage: Eukaryota; Metazoa; Cnidaria; Anthozoa; Malacalcyonacea; Plexauridae. The record is from the annotation of a GenBank genome assembly.